GGGGGACAGUACACUAAAUCAAAAGACAGAGAGAAAGACCAAACAAAAAAACAAAACCUUCCAUUUCAAGAAAGCAUCGUUUUGUUUUUUUUUUCUCUGUCCGAAAAAUGGAAGAUCUUGAAGAUGAGUACAAGAAUUACUGGGAAACCACAAUGUUCUUCCAGAAUCAAGAACUCGAAUUUGACAGUUGGCCGUUGGAAGAAGCGUUUUCGGGUUCCGGCGAGACAAGUUCGCCGGACGGAGCGGCAACAUCGCCGGUGUCUUCGAAGAACGUUGUCUCUGAGAGGAAUAGACGGCAAAAGCUUAAUCAGAGACUCUUCGCUCUCCGAUCAGUCGUUCCCAAUAUUACCAAGUUGGACAAGGCGUCUGUGAUCAAAGAUUCAAUCGAUUAUAUGCAAGAACUGAUUGAUCAAGAGAAGAGGCUAGAAGCAGAGAUCAGAGAGCUGGAAUCACGAUCAAUGUUGCUAGAAAAUCCUCCAAGAGACUAUGAUUGCAUCAAUAAUUUCGCGGAAAAUCAGCAGCAAGAUCUCUCAGACAUAAAUGGCAUGAGGUCAAAGAAAUUCAAGCAUAUCGAUUACAAUACUUUCGGAUCAUCAAACACUAGAGUACAUAAUCACUCCCUCAUCGAAGUUCUCGAAAUGAAGGUGACGUGGAUGGGAGAGAAGACAGUGGUGGUAUGCAUAACAUGUAGCAAGAAGAGAGAGACAAUGUUGCAGCUUUGUAAAGUGUUGGAAUCUUUGAAUCUCAACAUUCUUACUACUAACUUCUCUUCCUUUUCCUCUCGUCUCUCCACCACUCUCUUCCUCCAGGCGGAUGAAGAAGAGAGGAGUACAGUAGAGACGAAAAUACAAACGGCAAUUGCAGCUUAUAAUGAUCCAAAUUAUCUUAUCAACUUAUGAUUGAUUUCUUUGUACUAAAAUCGGUUUUAUGCAAUAUUUGUGAAGAGGUAUUGUUGUAAGAUGGUACUAUUGGUUCAUUUGAGCUUCAAAGCAUCUG
Molecule: messenger RNA, 996 nt
Organism: Eutrema salsugineum
Lineage: Eukaryota; Viridiplantae; Streptophyta; Magnoliopsida; Brassicales; Brassicaceae
Product: transcription factor bHLH27
Exons: 5
Coding region: 108-899 (263 amino acids)
Biological process (GO): regulation of DNA-templated transcription
Cellular component (GO): nucleus
Molecular function (GO): protein dimerization activity; DNA-binding transcription factor activity; sequence-specific DNA binding
Source: RefSeq, a predicted model, not a curated record